Messenger RNA from Hydatigera taeniaeformis, 498 nucleotides. The record is from the annotation of a GenBank genome assembly. Lineage: Eukaryota; Metazoa; Platyhelminthes; Cestoda; Cyclophyllidea; Taeniidae.
AUGUCCGAUUUCAUCGGAGGUCGUGUGGGAUGGAGGCACAUCGAGUUAGUACAAACUGGCAACAAUGGUAGUGCCUCUUGUCUGAUUGUCAUUUGCAAGUCGCCCACCUCCAUCUUUCGUCUCGAGGGAGCGAUGCGCGCAGUUGUCUCUACGCUCUGCUGUCGUGGAACCGCUCCAGUGUUGUGCGACGUGGACAGGACAGCUGUGUGGCAGGUGAGCAAAGGAGAGCAACCGGGGCGGUGGGCACAGCUCACCACUCCGACGAUCACCUACCUCUCGAUGCUUCAAUGCUUGAUUUGGUCUGCACACAUGCACAACAUUUCACUCUUCUGUAUGGCUGACCUGCUUUCCAAUGUUAAAUCUCAUGGGCAGGAGGACAAGGAGUGCUCUUCUCUAAAUGCUCCGAAGAUUAGUCGAGACUGGGACGGGCUCUGUGAAGAAAUGCAGUAUGCGAAGAAUGCAGCUGACACUAUCUCAGACGACAGUAACAAGGCUUGA